Messenger RNA from Schistocerca americana (American grasshopper), 1134 nucleotides. Its product is annotated as molybdenum cofactor biosynthesis protein 1-like. Gene Ontology annotation, molecular function: cyclic pyranopterin monophosphate synthase activity; GTP 3',8'-cyclase activity; 4 iron, 4 sulfur cluster binding. NCBI's taxonomy places the organism in Eukaryota, Metazoa, Arthropoda, Insecta, Orthoptera, Acrididae. The transcript has 8 exons. The coding region runs from base 1 to 1134 and encodes 377 amino acids. The record is from RefSeq and is a predicted model, not a curated record. Gene Ontology annotation, biological process: Mo-molybdopterin cofactor biosynthetic process.
AUGGAAUCAGUUGACAGUAGCUGGGAAAUAAAAGAUCUCGAAAGUGUCUUAAUGACAACCGAUGGCCUCAUGUUGGCAAGACAGCUGGUUGCCUUGCAGAGGGCAGGGCUUGACGGUCUGAACAUCAGCUUAGACACCCUGCAGUCCCAACGCUACAACCAGAUCACGAGGAGGAAAGGCUGGGAGCGUGUCAUGGUUGGCAUAGAUCUAGCCUUGCAACUUGAAUACGACCCUGUGAAGAUAAAUUGUGUUGUAAUGCGAGGUUUUAAUGAAGAUGAAGUGUGCAGUUUUGUGGAGUUAACAAAAGAGAAAAAUGUUGAUGUAAGAUUUAUCGAGUACAUGCCUUUCAGCGGCAACAAAUGGAAUGAUGGGAAGAUGGUCUCAUUUAGUGAAAUGGUCCAAAUAAUUAGAAAGCAGUGGCCUAAUUUUGAUCCUCUGCCCAAUGGGCCCAAUGAUACCUCAAAGGCAUGCCAUGUCCCGGGCUUCAAGGGACGUGUGGGAUUUAUUACCUCAAUGAGUGAACACUUCUGUGGCACGUGCAACCGUUUACAGAUAACAGCUGAUGGCAAUUUGGAGGUGUGUCUCUUUGGGUAUUCAGAGAUAUCUCUCAGAGAUGCAAUACGAAGCAAAUGCAGUGAGGAUGACUUGCUUGCCAUGAUUGGGGCAGCAGUGAGAAGAAAGAAGAAAAUUGUCACCCGAUGUCCAAAAUCGAUAAAUUUUAUAUCUCUGCACAGAGAAGCAGCUGGUUGCUCAUUGUCAUCUGUGGUGCUAAUCAAUGGGUCGAGCUCGUUGCUGGCACAGCGCCACCUCAGAAUAUUUACCAGUGGUAAAGAUGAAAUUGGGUUGAUUGUACUUGGUUCUGACAAGACACAGAAUCCACUUGGUUACCCAAAUGUGAGUGUGGAAUUUCCUCUUGCACUGCCUACAUGGCAGAUGAUAUCCUUUGUGGAGAAAGCUUUACAUGAAAGUGAAAUAAAAACAGAUUGGAUAGAUGGUGUUGUUGUUGGCAUGCAAGUCUUGAAAGAUGAGCUAGCGUGCCUUGAAGAAAAUAAAAGAUCUCGAAAGUGUCUUAAUGACAACCGAUGGCCUCAUGUUGACAAGACAGCUGGUUGCCUUGCAGAGGGCAGGGCUUGA